Messenger RNA from Tremella mesenterica DSM 1558, 996 nucleotides. RefSeq lists its product as uncharacterized. Bases 1 to 996 code for a protein of 331 amino acids. The transcript is spliced from 3 exons. Gene Ontology annotation, cellular component: nucleolus. Lineage: Eukaryota; Fungi; Basidiomycota; Tremellomycetes; Tremellales; Tremellaceae. Gene Ontology annotation, biological process: maturation of SSU-rRNA from tricistronic rRNA transcript (SSU-rRNA, 5.8S rRNA, LSU-rRNA). The record is from RefSeq and is a predicted model, not a curated record.
AUGGGAGUUAACAAAGACAAGAGCAAGAAGACUGCUGUCUCCGGUCCGGUGCGAUUACAAGAGCGCCGAAAAUCCUCGGGGCAAAGCGAAGGGGUGAAGUCUAGGGAAGAAAUGUUGGCAGCUUUAGAAGCUCAUAGUCGGAUGAUGUUAGGUUUUGAUAAUGGGGCAAGUGGUUCCUCUACGCAAAUACAAAAUAACCCUUCGAACGUAUCAAGUACCUCUGAGGACGAGGAUGGGGAAGAUGAGGAAGAUGACGACGUUGGUGAUGAGAACGAUGAAUUUGAUGAUGGUUGGACACCACAACAUGAGGAGCAUUCCGAGAAUAAAGUCCCAGAAGUAAUCUUCGUACCUCCUACAUCUAAAUCUUCGAAUAAUUUGGGGUUGUCAAGUACCGAACGACGUGCUUUUCUUGUGAGUCAAGAUAAAUCUUCAUCUGCCAAAAUGAUGGGUCUCCAAUCUUCUUCUCUCCCUCAACGUAAACGUCGUCAAGCCUCUUCCGAAGAAGAUUUAACAAAUCAAUCAUUAGACAAAACACUUCACUCUAUGCUUCUCACUACUCUUUUACCCGAAUCUACACAACCUUCUCGACCAGUCGAAAAACGUACAGCCAUAGCCUCUCGUUUAGCUCAAUUGGCAUCUUUCGAUAUUGGACAAGACCCAAGGUCCGGGGAAUUAUCAAGACAUCCAGCUAAGAUCCGUACUGGUAUUUUACAUGCUAGACAAAAACGGGAAGCUGUGCAAAAAGAGGCUGAACGAGCGGCUGGACAUGUGAGAGGGUUGAAGAAGGGUAAUAAGGUUAAUAAUGGGAGUAAGAGACUUGGAUUAGGAGAAGAAGUUAAGAAGAAAGGUAUGGAGAGUAAGAAGGAAGGAAGGGUUAGAGGAUUGGGUGGAGGAAUGGGGAGGUUCGAGAAUGGGAUGUUGAAGUUGAGUCAAAUGGAUAUAGCCAAAGGUAAAGGAUAUGGGAACUCUCAUUCGGGAAAGAGAAGACGAAAAUGA